Messenger RNA from Jaminaea rosea, 802 nucleotides. RefSeq lists its product as hypothetical. Lineage: Eukaryota; Fungi; Basidiomycota; Exobasidiomycetes; Microstromatales. The coding region runs from base 41 to 547 and encodes 168 amino acids. Gene Ontology annotation, cellular component: mitochondrion. The transcript has 3 exons. The record is from RefSeq and is a predicted model, not a curated record.
AUCGCGCACCCUUCGACCUCGACCUCAUCAUCACCACGUCAUGGCCUCGCUCUUCCGUCAAGGAGGCAGGCUAGCCGCCACGGCCUCAACAGCCGCUUCCUCCUCAUCACGCGCAACCCUCCCGCGUACCUUCGCAACCUCGUCGCUCCGCCUCGCAGUUCACGAGAAGGACCCUCAACUAGGCGACUACCCGGAUGUACCUAUGAAGAGCUUCCAAUUGCGAAAGCACGACAAGAGCUGGUUCGACCCGCAGGAGAAGAGGAACUUUGGAGAGACGCCAUCGGAGCAAGACGACAUCCUCUCCGUCUGGGGCCCUGAUCUGCACACCAACACCCCGCCGCAAAAGGCUGUCAGGCAUUUCCUCAUUGCCGUGGCGGCCUUUACGACCUUCUUUGGUCUCGUCUACUAUGGCACGCCGGAGAGGAACUUUAUUCCGAGGACGUUCCCUCGCGACGGCCUGGCAGAGGAGCUCACCGGCCCGGUAAAGGCAUACAAGGAGGGCGACUUUGAUGCGAAGGACGAGGAGGAGGAAGAGGAGGACGAGUAGAUACUGCAGACUUCGCGAGCAUGCAAAUGGGAUGACCAUCGAUAUCAUUGACAUCCAGGGAAGGAGACGUGCAGAUAGAGAGCGAAGGACGAGAGCGAAGGACGAAAGUGGCCAGCCCACACUCUCGUGUUGCCCGCCCUCUCAGUGACGAGACUCAAAGGGGUAUGGCAGCGAUGAGCCGCCGUCCUCCUUCGUUGAACAUUUCACGUCGUCCACUUUGGCGCCGCUGGGACCCUUGUGUAGCCAGCUUUGGCU